AAGAGAAUCACACAGCAGUCCAGCCUUCUCGUCGAUAGCCAUAAGCAGUCCCACUGAGAAGACUCGACUCAAUAUGCCGUCGUCAUUCCCCGUAUACGACUUCAUCCCUCCACCGGGCGACACAGAUCAAGGAGAAGACAUUCUGUAUGACGGUGAAGAAUCCAUCUACGAGCUCUGCUCACAGCAGUCGUCAUCAAACGAUAAUGCCUCCAACUUGCCUGGCCAUGGUAGGACGCUUGGACUCCUCUACUCACGUUGGGGACGUGCACUUGAAGCUGCAAUCGGACAGGUUGCACAUAGAAGUGGGCAUGGUCCUAAGGCGGUGGCUUCCCGAAUCAAGCGUGUGGAGUUGCAGGAAGUAAGAGUUUCAGGAGACAGUGAACCAGAUACGGAGAGCGCUGGCCUCGGUCCGCGAACCAUACGCUGGACUGUGAAGGGCGGAAGCGAGGCAAAACUCCGAUCGGACUGUCGGAAACUCGCGAGAUAUGCCACGUGAGUGCUGGCUGGUCCGACCAAGCACGUGAUAAUCAAAGGAAUAUCAUCUCCACAUGAGGCAUUUCACAAUUCC
This is a messenger RNA of Fomitiporia mediterranea MF3/22, 568 nucleotides long. RefSeq lists its product as uncharacterized. Lineage: Eukaryota; Fungi; Basidiomycota; Agaricomycetes; Hymenochaetales; Hymenochaetaceae. The record is from RefSeq and is a predicted model, not a curated record. The transcript has a single exon. The coding region runs from base 74 to 496 and encodes 140 amino acids.